AUGGCACCGCUUCCUGCUGCCCAGUGGCGGUUUGGCUACCCAGCCGCGGUGGUGUACCCGCCAGCCGUCGUCGGUUUGGAUGCGGCGGAUCGUCCGAGAGCCCUACCACACAUCACCGAGCUCAACAGGGAGCCGCCAUUCCAUGCCGAGAGAUUGCCAGCGACCACGCAUGCGAUCCUGCCGAUUUCCUCACCUCUUCGUCACAAGGGGCACCGAGGUUCGAAACCACCCAACCGCGGCAGAUCGUCCUCUCCGAGUCUUCGCUCAGAGAGCACCCGGUGUCGGAGACAGCCAAGCUGGAUUCAACGAAUGAGCCAAGCGUUACGACUGCCGCCGGGCACAGCCUCGACAAUUGCCAGCUCGACAGCCGCAGGGACGCCUCGUCAUUCAGGGCUCGUGGCAACCGAGGACGGACCGUCAGCUGCUCUCGAAGCUUCGGCUUCUCCAAAGCGAGAGGAUGUGGCGCCCAGCGUUGAAGAAUGCGAGAGUCCGGAAGAGCCAAUUCUCCAACUGCCGGCCGCAGAUCUGCGUGGCGAUGCUGAAGAUGGAGACGAUAUCCAAUCUCUGCAAACGAACGUCGCAACGGUUCACAGUGACGAUUUCCAAAUGUCUGACCAUCCCUCCAACCUCCUGCAACAAUCAGGUACGACGCCACUGACAAAGGUGGGACUAAGCGACGAAGCAGAUCAACACUGA
This is a messenger RNA of Drechmeria coniospora, 696 nucleotides long. RefSeq lists its product as uncharacterized. Lineage: Eukaryota; Fungi; Ascomycota; Sordariomycetes; Hypocreales; Ophiocordycipitaceae. Bases 1 to 696 code for a protein of 231 amino acids. The transcript has a single exon. The record is from RefSeq and is a predicted model, not a curated record.